Molecule: messenger RNA, 1304 nt
Organism: Echinops telfairi (small Madagascar hedgehog)
Lineage: Eukaryota; Metazoa; Chordata; Mammalia; Afrosoricida; Tenrecidae
Gene: RIT1
Product: Ras like without CAAX 1
Exons: 7
Coding region: 119-781 (220 amino acids)
Biological process (GO): Ras protein signal transduction
Cellular component (GO): plasma membrane
Molecular function (GO): GDP binding; GTPase activity; calmodulin binding
Source: RefSeq, a predicted model, not a curated record
CGCGCCGCGCCGCGCCGCGAAAGGAGGGAGACCUAGUGGGGGUCAGCCGGGCUGUGGCCCGACUGCCGGCCGGUGGCUUUUCCUGGGGGACAACGCUGGGUUCCCCAGAAGGACGACAAUGGACUCUGGAGGUCGCCCGGCUGGCAGCUGCUGCAGCAGCCCCGCGGGGCUGUCUCGGGAGUACAAGCUGGUGAUGCUGGGCGCCGGCGGGGUCGGGAAGAGCGCCAUGACCAUGCAGUUCAUUAGCCACAGAUUCCCGGAAGACCAUGACCCCACCAUUGAAGAUGCUUAUAAAAUCCGGAUCCGAAUUGAUGAUGAACCUGCCAAUCUGGACAUUUUGGAUACAGCCGGACAGCAGGCAGAGUUUACGGCCAUGCGGGAUCAGUACAUGAGGGCUGGAGAAGGGUUUAUCAUCUGUUACUCCAUCACCGACCGUCGAAGUUUCCAUGAAGUUCGGGAGUUCAAACAGCUUAUUUAUCGAGUUCGACGCACUGAUGAUACCCCUGUGGUUCUUGUGGGAAACAAAUCUGACCUAAAACAGCUCAGGCAGGUCACCAGGGAAGAAGGAUUGGCUUUGGCCCGAGAAUUCAGCUGUCCCUUUUUUGAGACGUCUGCUGCUUACCGCUACUACAUUGAUGAUGUGUUCCACGCCCUGGUGCGGGAGAUUCGCAGGAAAGAAAAGGAGGCAGUCCUGGCCAUGGAGAAAAAGUCGAAACCCAAAAGCAGUGUGUGGAAGCGACUUAAAUCCCCGUUCCGGAAGAAGAAAGACUCAGUAACUUGAAGAGAAGCGCGGAGUAUUGAUCUGUGAACUGCAGUGCUGGAAUCAACGCAGUCCAGUAACUGACAGUAGUGAGCAUGGUGCUUGCUCUUUCUCCUCUUAUGACUGUUAUUUCAAAAGUAACCGAUCAGGGAGGGCCAUGCCUACUAGGAGUUUCCAGUGAUGCGCUAUUUAAUAGUAUCGUCUUCGUUCUAAGUCUGAUUUAUUAAUGCAGUGGAGCACUGUCUUUUAAGUUGUCACCUUUAUCAAAUCUGAUUUACCAAUGUUUGGAGUUCCAUAGCUGAUCUUGAUUCAUUGGUGCAAAUUGCUGAUACCCAUGGAAGUGUGCAUACCAAGGUUUUGAUUACACUGAAAGGGGUUAUUUUGCUAUGCAACCUUACUAUCUUUCCACUUCUGUUUUCUGGGACUGUCCCAGAGAAGGACCUCAGUCUUUUUUACUCACACUGUCUUUCCAAGGUCAGCAGUUCAAAACCACCAGCCACUCCUAGAGAGAAAGGUGAGGCUUUCUACUCCCAUAAAGAGUUAU